UGACAUGUUUAUAUUUUUAGUAUUCACCGUUAGCUCACCAUGUCUUCUAAGUGCUUGUUAAUAUAUUUUUUAUGCUUUAGUGUACAAUUCCACUGGAUUUACGCCUUAGAUAUUUGUCAGCAGAAGUCUUGUCAAGAAUGCAUCAGGGAUCCCAACGUCUGUGUGUGGUGCGCUAUGAACAACUUCAACGGCACAAGAAGAUGUAUGCCUAAAAGUUCCUACCCCACCGACUGGUGUCCAGAAUCUCUAAUGAACCCAAAAAACGUUGGUUACGCAUCGGAAAACAAAGAAUUCAGUUCCAGUUCAGACAACGUCAUCCAAAUUAAACCACAGCGUUACAAGUUAAAUCUUCGAGCAGGAGUUCCAAAACCUUUUAAUUUUUCCUUCCAGGGAGCUAAAGAUUUUCCAGUAGACUUAUAUUUUCUUCUAGAUGCGUCCACCACAAUGGCUAAUAUCAGAGACAUGACUGCUAAACAUAGUGAAAAAAUUUACUUGUCUAUCAAAGAAAUGACGGAGAAUGUUCAUUUGGGAUUUGGUACUUUUAUAGACAAACGAGUAUUACCUUUUACGAACAACACUCUCGAUACAGAAUUGACGUACUCGUUUCGACAUCGCAUGAAAUUAGCUGAUGAUUUCAAUAAAUUCAAAGAUGUAGUGUCUAAAACUCCUAGUGGACUCAAUCGGGAUACCCAAGAAGGAGGUCUUGAUGCUCUUGCUCAAGUACUUACAUGCAAGAAUGUCAUUGGAUGGAGAAACGAAUCAAGAAAAAUUGUCGUGUUCCUAACUGAAGGACCAUACCACACGGCUGGAGAUGGCAAAACUGCAGGUUUAUCUAAACCAUAUGAUGGUAAAUGUUACACUGAAAAUGGGACCUAUACCAAAGAACUGGAAAUGGAUUAUCCGUCUGUGGGCAUGAUAAACAAGUUAGCAACGGAGAGUGAUAUUACUGUCAUCUUCGUAGUAGAGUCUCAUGUUUAUAAUGUCUACUACGGACUGAAUAAGGCUAUAAGUGGGUCAAGACUAACGAAAUUUAACCGUAUUGGCAAAGGAACCGACGAUGAAAUGAUAGUGAAUAUUUUAAAAGACAUUUACACGAACAUUUCCAAAAAAAUCAAGCUUAAAACGAAGGUAAAGUCAGGACGGAAGAAUGAUUUGAGUAUUUCUUUCGAUCCAGACUGUACUACAAACCUUAAUGUGCCAGGAUGUGGUGUAGAAAUUGGUAAAGAAACUCAUUUAGUUGGAACAGUACAGUACGAUGGUACUGAUGACGUAAGCGUGGAUAUCAUAGUUGAAGGUAUCGGUGAGAAACUUACACUUGACAUAGAAGCUAUUAAGAACUGUGAGUGUGAAAAGAAUGUAGAAGCUAGUGCUGAUUAUUGCCAUGGAGAAGCCCGGUAUUGCGGGAUAUGCCAUUGCAGCGAUAACAGGUACGGUGAAAGAUGUGCCUGUGUAAAAAAUGGAAGAAACGUGUAUAAUGACAAUUCCACCUGCAUUGCUCCUGGCAGCAAGGAUAUCUGCAGCAGACACGGCACUUGUAACUGUGGUGCCUGUGAUUGCUUGGACAGGUACGAAGGUGAAUUUUGUGAAUGCAACGUGGACAGCUGCCCGCGUAGUGCAAAGAGUGGCGAGGUUUGCCAUGGUAGGUUGCAUGGGAAGUGUAACUGUGGGAAAUGCAAGUGUGCGCCGAAGUGGUCUGGUGACGCUUGCGAUUGUUACGACUCGGACGAGUAUUGUAACCGUCCUGAUGGGAGUAUUUGCCACAACCGCGGGGAUUGUGUGUGUGGUAACUGCCAAUGUUCACAAAUUGCCGAAUGGGACGCCCGUUACAGUCAAGACUCUCAUUGCCUAGUAUCACCCUGUACUGACUGCCACGACCUGCAGUGCAGGAAGUUGACCAACUGCGCCAAAGAUCGCAGAAUCGGCAAGGACGACUGCACCAAUGACCGCAUUAAGAUCACCGUUGUCGAUAGACUGAGCAAUGACACUGAUUUCUUGGAAUUAUGGAACUUAUGCAGUAAUGUUAAGGUUGAAGAUAAUUGCAACACUAGUUUCUACUACCGGUACAAUGAUGUUGACUACAGUAUCGACGUUAUCAUUGCCAGGAACAAGGAUUGUGCUCCCAAUUAUUUUAUGUUUGGUGGUCUCUUUCUCUUGACGCUGUUGAUAGUAGGUAUCGGUACCUUGGUCGCGUGGAAACUGCUGACUGACGCCAAGGAUCGUCACGAGUACCUUCAAUUCAUGCAACAGAACAAACAAGAUGCCUCUGGACCAAGCCAAAAUCCUUUGUACGAAUCUCCUACUACAACGUUCAAUAAUCCAGCUUUCAGGAAAAAGUCUGUCGAUCAUAAGUAGCGGUGGAAAUUGAUUUUGUAUUUUGUGUCGAAGAGAAUAAAGUUUAAUUUAGCAUUUGGUUAAAAUCUGUGUAUCAUAAAUAUUAAAUAGUAGUGAAAAAGUAACUUUAUUUUGUGUCUUGUUCUAAUGAGAAUAAAGUUUUAUGACUGACAUGACUUUGUAAUAAAAAGCCUCUUAAAAAUAUAGAAAAAAUAGUAAGGUGUUUUUUUUUAAUAAACAUUAUUUAUUUGUUUAUUUUCAGUCAGUCCUUAUUUGUAUUUAGUUUUCACUCACUUGUAUAUCUAAAUCUAAAACUAUAAAAAAUAUUUUAAAA
Messenger RNA from Spodoptera frugiperda (fall armyworm), 2665 nucleotides. RefSeq names its product integrin beta pat-3. Gene Ontology annotation, molecular function: integrin binding. The record is from RefSeq and is a predicted model, not a curated record. Gene Ontology annotation, biological process: cell adhesion mediated by integrin; cell migration; integrin-mediated signaling pathway. NCBI's taxonomy places the organism in Eukaryota, Metazoa, Arthropoda, Insecta, Lepidoptera, Noctuidae. Gene Ontology annotation, cellular component: cell surface; focal adhesion; integrin complex.